AUGGUUGCUAUUGACGUUGUCCGCGCUCACAACGCAUCGUUGAAGAGCCUACCGCCAAAUCUAGUGGCAGUUUUUGUCGGAGGUACAAGUGGCAUUGGCUUCUUCACAGCUCGAGAGUUUGUCCGAAACACUACAUCACCACAUGUUUACUUGAUUGGCCGCAAUGCAACAGAGGCUGGAAAGAUCAUGGAAGAGCUCAGCUCCAUCAACAGCUCAUCCCAGAUCAGCUUCAUCCAGAAGGACCUCUCAUUAUUGAAGAAUGUGGACGAAGCAUGCAGCGAGAUCAAGAGCAAAGAAAAGCAAGUCAAUGUACUGUUCAUGACAUGCGGAUACCUUACGGUGCAAGGAAGAAACGAGACAUCCGAAGGUCUGGACAGGAAGAUGGCUGUCCAGUACUACUCGCGGAUGCGAUUUAUUUCUCAGCUCACGCCGCUGCUCGACAAUGCCUCUGAAGCUAACAACCUCUCUCGCGUUGUCAAUGUUCUGGAUCCGCAGGCUGGCUUGAGGCUGGGCGGCCUUGACUACUCUGACCUCUCCCUGAGGCAUAACUUUAGUCUCAAAAAGGUGCUGCUGCACGCGAGCGCCAUGACAAACCUCUCCGUCACUCACUUGGCAAGUCAGAACCUUAAGACAAGCUACAUCCACGAAUACCCAUCUGCUGUGGAUACGGGCAUAACGCGAGAACUAUUCGGUCGCUUCAACAACGCUGUCACGUUCGUGCUAGGUGGUCUGUUUGGACGUCUCUUCUAUGUUCCGCAGGUGGAAAGCGGCGAGAGACACCUGUUUGCUGCCACUGCACCGCGUUACGCCCCCAAGGCAGAUGGCGCUCAGACAGAAGUUGUUGGAAGUGACGGAGUGAAGGGAAGUGGAGGCUAUGUCCUGAACUGGAAUGGGGACAUCCUGGCAGAUACUAAGAAAGCGCAGAAGCUGAGGGAAGAAGGGGGAAUAGAGAAGGUUUGGGAACACACUCAAGAGGUCAUGAGCAAGAUCGCGGAGAGUGGUAGGUUUACUGGAUAG
Messenger RNA from Alternaria postmessia, 1017 nucleotides. RefSeq lists its product as uncharacterized. The transcript has 2 exons. Gene Ontology annotation, biological process: secondary metabolic process. NCBI's taxonomy places the organism in Eukaryota, Fungi, Ascomycota, Dothideomycetes, Pleosporales, Pleosporaceae. Bases 1 to 1017 code for a protein of 338 amino acids. The record is from RefSeq and is a predicted model, not a curated record.